UAUAUAUGUUGAACCUCGAUCCAAAACGGAAUGCGAAAUUUGCAUGGCUAAUGACUCGAAUAUAUUUAUAUAGCUAUGUAGGAGAAUUAACAUUUGUAUUUGCGUUUCAGUCUAAGUUUCAGUUGCAAGCGAACUUUUUGGAGUCGACAUCGAGCUCAGGUGCUGUCCCCAGCAAUGGCAUCUAUAUUUCUCAGAUUGGCAACAAUCUGCACGCAGAUGUCCAACUAUAUCAAAACGAAUUCGCCCUUUGUGAUUGAGGCGCUGAUGGUAACGAUCUGCUUUAGUGCCAUAAUAAGCAGAUAUAUAAUAAUUACCUAGAUGAACGGCACAUACUAUACAUAUGCACAUACAUAUAUGUAUGUAUAAAUCAAUUGAAUCGACGCAUGUAACAACAAUAAAACGAUCGUAUCUGAAUCUUCCUCUAAA
Messenger RNA from Drosophila navojoa, 426 nucleotides. RefSeq lists its product as uncharacterized. Lineage: Eukaryota; Metazoa; Arthropoda; Insecta; Diptera; Drosophilidae. The record is from RefSeq and is a predicted model, not a curated record.